UUAAAUAAUUUGUGCGCUGUGUUUCUCUCUCAUUUUCUUGCAUUUUUUUCCCGUCACCCAAACAAAGACUCUAAUCAAAUGAAUAGCAGCACCAACAAGGAUAACUUCGAUAUGUCCGAUAUUGAUGCCUCACUCCCCGCCGCCGCCGCCGCUCUUAGUGCGGAGGACCGUGCUGGUCUUGUUAACGCUCUCAAAAGUAAGCUUCGCACUUUGACUGCCAACCAUUCAGAUAUUAUGAAAACUUUGUCACCUACGCUUCGAAAGCGUGUUGAAUCACUGAGAAAGAUUCAGGGCCAACAUGAUGAGUUGGCGGCCAAGUUUUUAGAGGAGAGAGCCUCACUGGAGUCUAAAUACCAUGAACUUUAUCAACCCCUUUACACUAAGAGAUAUGAGAUUGUUAAUGGUGUAGUUGAAGUCGAUGGAGUUGAACAUGGAGAUAAAGCCAAUGAAGAUAAAGGAGUGCCUCAAUUUUGGCUUAAUGCAAUGAAAAGUCAUGAAGUAUUGGCUGAGGAGAUUACAGAGCGUGAUGAGGGUGCUCUUAAAUAUCUCAAAGAUAUUAAGUAUAUUAGGAUUGAAAAUCCCAAAGGAUUCAGGCUGGAUUUCUUCUUUGAUACUAAUCCUUACUUCAAAAACUCUGUCCUGGCAAAGACAUAUCACAUGGUUGAAGACGAUGAGCCUAUCUUAGAGAAUGCAAUUGGGACGGAGAUUGAAUGGUAUCCUGGGAAAUGUUUGACUCAGAAGAUUUUGAAGAAGAAGCCCAGAAAGAGUGGAUCAAAGAAUGCCAACCCCAUCACCAAAACUGAAAAUUGUUCCAGCUUCUUCAAUUUCUUCAACCCUCCUCGGAUCCCUGAGGAUGAUGUAGAUAUUGAUGAAGGUGCUGCUGAUGAACUCCAGAGUCAAAUGGAGCAGGACUAUGAUAUUGGUUCUACAAUUCGAGACAAGAUCAUUCCACAUGCUGUUUCAUGGUUUACCGGGGAGGCUGUUAAAGGGGACGACCUUGAAGAUAUGGAAGAAUACGAUGAUGAUGAUGAUGAUGAUGAUGGUGAAUAUAGUGAUGAGAAUGAGGAGGAUGAAUAGGAACAGAGCAGGAAGAAGAAAAGUGGUGGGCCAAUAUAGCUGGAGAAGGUCCACAAGGUGAGCACCCUCCCGAGUGCAAGCAACAGUAGUAGCCUCAUUUAGCAAUUAGUAUAGUUUUGGGUCCUGUCCUUCAUUUUAUAUUAAUUUUUAAAGUUUGCGUUUAGGGUUCUUUGGUUUUGAUAUUUCUGACUAAAAGUAGAUUUCAUUUGCAAGAAGUUUUCACCCAUUUUGCUCUCUCAAUACAUCAAAUUUUUGGAUUAUAA
Humulus lupulus (European hop) is the source of this 1340-nucleotide messenger RNA. Its product is annotated as nucleosome assembly protein 1;4-like. Bases 79 to 1077 code for a protein of 332 amino acids. The record is from RefSeq and is a predicted model, not a curated record. Gene Ontology annotation, molecular function: histone binding; chromatin binding. The transcript is spliced from 11 exons. Gene Ontology annotation, biological process: nucleosome assembly. Lineage: Eukaryota; Viridiplantae; Streptophyta; Magnoliopsida; Rosales; Cannabaceae. Gene Ontology annotation, cellular component: nucleus; chromatin.